CUAGGACCCUCUGUCCCUCAAGGCAUCCUCCUCCACUAAAUCGCUCUCUCUCUCUCUCUCUCUCUCACACACACACACAGUUGAAGGUUUUGGGAGGAGGAAAGGGGUAGGCAAAGAUGAGCACGGGAACAAGCAUCUUUGUCGUCAGGUGGAUCAACUUUUUCACCAUGGUGCUGCUCAGGGGAUGUUGUUUUUACAUCUUUCCACCUGUGAUUUUUUUUGGGGCUUUGGAGGAACAAAUAACACAGAUUUUUAUGUUUUUAUCCUUAAUGCAAGAUACCUCUGCAUGGAGGUGCUGUACAUUUUAGAUUGGAAAAAAAUCUGUUAUCCUUGAAUUUUUUUUUUCUCUUGAAGUCGUCAUAAUUCAAAUCUUGUUUUAUAUAAGAGAGAAAUGACAAAUGGGACAGACGGAUUGAGGGCUCAGGCUGAUUUUCCGGAACAUGGCAAAGUGCACUAGAUAUUAGCAAUAGCAGUUAUUUGUUUUGGGAUAUGGAUGAGUACCCACCAUGAUGCAUGCCGAAGGACCUUAACGCUCCCUGUCAUGGGUCUUGGUGCUUUAAUCCUUCUAGUAUCCUUGAUUGGAUUCCUCGGAGCUUGGAAGAACAUCACCAUACUGCUGUGGGCGUAUCUCGUGAUUUUGUUCUUGAUUUUGGUGGCAAUUAUGGUGUUCACUGUGUUGGCGUUUAUCAUAACAAAUAAUGGAUCGGGUCAUGCUGUAGCUGGAUUGAGGUACAAGGAGUAUCAUCUUCAUGAUUAUAGUCCUUGGUUCUUGAAACAGCUCAAUAAUACUAAAAAUUGGAGACGCUUAAAGAGUUGCCUUGUGAAAACUGAGGACUGCAAUAAAUUGCCAAAAAAAUACAAGACUCUGAAAGAGUACAAGUUGGCAGAACUUACCCCGAUUGAGGCUGGUUGCUGUCGGCCACCAUCAGAGUGUGGAUACCCAACAGUAAAUGCUUCCUACUAUGACUUGAGCUAUCAUCCAGUGAGCGAUAACAAAGACUGCAAGCUUUAUAAAAAUGCACAUGAUGUUAAAUGCUAUGAUUGUGAUUCUUGCAAGGCUGGAGUUGCACAAUACAUGAAAAUUGAGUGGAGAGUGGUUGCAAUUUUUAAUGUGAUCCUGUUUGUCAUUUUGUCGGCUGUAUACUUUGUAGGUUGUUGUGCGAGGAGGAAUGCUGAGGGGAGUCGUUCUUCCAAAGUCAGAGGCAGAUAAUCUCUGUUUGUAGCUAUUCAUUGGAAGAUGUAGGGAUGGCUUCUUGAGAAGUUGACAAUGUGUAACUGUGCUUAUUAAGUGAAAGAAAUUGAAUUAUAUGAUCCUUAAGUUGUAGUGUCAGCCAAAAUUAAUUAAUUCUUUUCCUCCAUGCAUCUAUAUCAAUUAUGUAAUGAGUUUGAGUAUGAAUUUUGUGUCGUCAAAAUGAGCAUGUCCCAUGUAUUAUAUAUUCUUUAAAAUUAGGAAUUAUAGUUAUGUAAGAUAUGGUAUCUGGUUAUGCAAUGGAAUUUUAUAAGAGCAA
Messenger RNA from Elaeis guineensis (African oil palm), 1508 nucleotides. NCBI's taxonomy places the organism in Eukaryota, Viridiplantae, Streptophyta, Magnoliopsida, Arecales, Arecaceae. The record is from RefSeq and is a predicted model, not a curated record.